UAAUAUGUCAUGUGAUUAAAAAUGUCUACUCCGUCGUCGUUGAACCAAAGGAUUAACGAUUUAGAAAGACGAUUAAAGGUUGAAAACAAAUCAAGAGACAAUGACAGACAGAGACACUUAGCCCCAAAUAAUGAAUUGGUAUUUCCUAGGCCAUUCAAGCUCGAUUCAGGACAUGCAAGUCCCCGCAAACCAAGAGCCUUUGGGGGAGAUUUUCCAGCAACAUCAAGGUCAAGUUCAGCACCCUCUUCUGGCCGCCGCAGACCAGGGGGGAUAAGCCUGGAGUCUGGUGGCAGGUCACGACAACCAGACAGUGCUGAAAUAGAACAGAAGUAUAAAGAGAUAAUGAAGAUGACUGGAAUACUAACCCUAAAUAAUCAGAAACACAACACAGAUAUUAAUGAGAUGGAGUCCCUGGGUGAACUAGGGCAUGGCACAUGUGGACAGGUCAUUAAAAUGAGACACAAACCGACCAAUCAUCUCAUGGCAGUUAAGCAAAUGAGAAGAUCUGGAAAUAAAGAAGAAAAUAAGAGAAUUAUAAUGGAUCUAGAUGUUGUUUUAAAAUGCCAUGAUUAUCCCUACAUUGUACAGUGUAUAGGAACAUUCAUCACACCUAGUGAGGUGUGGAUUUGCAUGGAACUAAUGUCUACCUGUCUCGAUAAAUUAUUGAAAAGAACUAAAAUGCCCAUUCCAGAGAAGAUUCUGGGAAAGAUGGCGGUAGCUAUUGUGAAGGCACUUGACUAUCUAAAGGAAAAACAUGGGGUCAUUCAUAGAGACGUGAAACCCUCCAAUAUACUGCUGGAUCAGAAUGGGAUAGUUAAGCUGUGUGACUUUGGCAUCAGUGGACGGCUGGUCGACUCCAAGGCCAAGACCAGAAGUGCCGGCUGUGCUGCUUACAUGGCACCUGAGAGAAUAGAUCCACCAGACCCCCAGCGACCAGAUUACGAUAUCAGAGCUGACGUGUGGAGUCUGGGAAUCACACUGGUUGAGCUGGCUACAGGGGAGUUCCCCUAUAAGGACUGUAAGACAGAUUUUGAGGUCCUCACCAAAGUUCUACAGGAUGACCCGCCAUUGUUGACUCCUGGUCCAGCAUAUUCCCAUGAGUUGUGUUCAUUUAUUAGAGAUUGUCUAACAAAAGAUUACAAAAAACGUCCAAAGUAUAGGAAGCUUCUUGAACACCCCUUCAUUAAGAAAUAUGAAGUGGAGAAUGUGAAUGUGGCCAAGUGGUUCAGUGAUAUGUCAGAGAUAAUGGCCUGCUAUAGUUCAUGAUGAGUUCAACGAAGUAGUUAUGAUUUCAUUUGACAUUCACCUGAUAUGCUGGUCAUGAAGGAGAAUACCAAACCUUGAACAUCAAUGACCCGGUUUCUAUUGAUGUGGCAUCAUUUAUCUCCAUGACAACAAGCAGUGCAAAGUUCCUGAUGGAUUUUUAUUCAAGAUGAUAAAGCCGUGUGUUUCGCUUCCGUUGCCAUGGGUGAUGUAAACAAUCUUCACUGGGCAUGUCACUGAGAUAUGUCCCGAAUUUCCUCAUCUACUUAUGAAUGAGAUGAAUUUUACCAAAAUAAUUUGUGUUUAUACUGUGAGGUAUCUUUGGUAGGUCUUUUGGGCCUUUCUAAUCUCUAUAGCUUGUAUGAGUGCAUUUUUCUGUGUUUCCCUUGCCAUUGAAUUGUUUUUGAAUAAUUUUGAGUUGACCACAUCAUGUUUUUGAAAAGUAUUGUAUAUUGUAAGUGUGGCACAAGUACAUAAUACAGUGUUUGUGACUAUAGAGUUUUCCUUCUGAAUAUUUGCUGAAUUACUGGAAUUCUGAAAACUUCAAUGAAUUUUAGUUUGCCAAAGAAAAAAAAACAUGUUUAAAAUUUCUUUAAUUAUCAAUGUUUUAUUAAAUUUUAUUCAUUAAUGAUCAGGAGAUUGACAUUUAAUCCAUGUUAAAAUAGUUUUCACCAUACCAGUAUAUUUAGGUCAUAAAAAUUUUUAAUAUAAGUUUUUACUGGGAUUUUACCAAAGUAAUUGGAAGGGAAACGUAACUUUGACUGGUUUACAGCAGAAUCAUUCCAUUUUCUGUCAUAUGGUCUGUUGUACAUGUAUUGACACACAGGAUGUGAUGUCAUAUGGUCUGUUGUAAAUGACACGCAGGAUGUGACAUCAUCUCUUUUUAUAGCGGUUUACUGAAUCUCAUUUUUUUUUCCUCAAAUAAAAAAAAGAAAAAUUGAGUGCUUAUUGUAAUAUUUAUUAUGUACAGUAAUUCUUAUUAUUGCACUUUUGUUGCAGUGUGUUUAUACUAUCUAAGAUAGUUGUAAAUUUUUACUAUUAAAAUCGGACUUCUGUCACUUUUAACAAUGUCGUUGCACACAAGGACUGCUCCCAGUUUUUUAAAUAUUUAAUUAUAGGAAUGUCAAAAUAUUUUUACAAGGAAGUCAUUUAUUAUAGGUUUUUUUAAAGGUACAUACAUGUCUACAGUUUAAUAAGAAAACAUUUGAACCAACAUGUUAUUCAAUGCAAUAUGGGUAGAUAUUAAAUUUGUUACAUAAUUAACUAAGUGUGAAAGGGACAAAAAAUUAAGGAUCUGUUGCAUCUGUUGCUGUAGUAAAUCAAAAGGAAUCUAACUACAAACUGGGUAUAUAAUUUCCCCCAUCCAAUUUGAUCUUUUAUCAAUACUGCAUGUGGAGGUAGAAAAUUCUUUGUGGAUGUUGAUUAACUUUGCGAAAAUAAUCAAAUAAGUUUUUGAAUUCUAUAAUUCAUGAUGCAGGUGAUUAAUGGAAUAUUCAUUGACACACCUAUUUCGAUACAUUUUCUAGUCAUGUGAAACUUAAAGAUACAUACAACAAAAAAAUUUUCUUAUCUUCCGUAUAGAAGAGUUACAUUAAUGUGUUUUUUAUGUUUCUGUCAAUAAAAAUCUCUAAAGGAAGUUUUUAUUAACUGUGUAAAAAUAUACAGUACUCCUGAAAAUAUUCUUGAAACUUAACAGUAAAAGGUUUAAAACCCAAUUAAGAAAGACUGGGGGAAAAAAACAAUAUUUUCAAGCAUAUUGUGAUUUUUAGGUCAAGCAAAUAUUUUCUGAGUAUAUUUAUUCUGUUUUAGCAAAUGAAUUGAGCAGAAAAGUCCUAAAAUACAUGUACAUGUUCAUAUCAGAAAAUAAUGAUUUUUUUAUGUCCCUGCAAGUUUUUAUUCAGUGGAAUUUUACUGUGUGUCUAUUUUAAUGAAUUAUUUCAUUUAACUAUAAUCUUACUCUGAAUUUGGGAUUUUUUAAUCUAUAUCAUGAUCUUUAAAAUAAAUGAAUUUUUAAUAUAUGAUCUUUUUGACAAAACCCCUGCUGCACUCUUGAAUGCUUCACAAAGUCAAUAAUUUUUCCCAGUGUUGAGGUUUCCAUCCUAAAAGCAUUGCAUGUUUUCUGCAAAGAAAACUUUUUAUUUGUACCAUUUCAUAAGCAAAACACAAAUGUAAAAAAAAUCUUAGAUGGGGAUCCAUCCCCAAUGAUAUCUCACCCACAUGUUAAUUAGGAUCGUUAAUCUUAUAUUAUGUACCACAUGAUGUUGAUUGUGAUGUACAUGUAUUUUUUGAGCAGUGACUAUCUCUAUGAGGGGGCAGUGUGAUUGUGUUGUUAUUGUGUUCAGAUGCUGCCAACAGCUGAGAGAAUAAAAAUAUAACAAACUGUA
Messenger RNA from Saccostrea cuccullata (small rock oyster), 3647 nucleotides. RefSeq names its product dual specificity mitogen-activated protein kinase kinase 7-like. The transcript is spliced from 13 exons. The record is from RefSeq and is a predicted model, not a curated record. The coding region runs from base 22 to 1266 and encodes 414 amino acids. Lineage: Eukaryota; Metazoa; Mollusca; Bivalvia; Ostreida; Ostreidae. Gene Ontology annotation, biological process: protein phosphorylation. Gene Ontology annotation, molecular function: protein kinase activity; ATP binding.